Messenger RNA from Sphaeramia orbicularis (orbiculate cardinalfish), 1171 nucleotides. RefSeq names its product activator of basal transcription 1 (gene abt1). The transcript has 5 exons. The record is from RefSeq and is a predicted model, not a curated record. Gene Ontology annotation, cellular component: nucleolus. Gene Ontology annotation, molecular function: RNA binding. NCBI's taxonomy places the organism in Eukaryota, Metazoa, Chordata, Actinopteri, Kurtiformes, Apogonidae. Gene Ontology annotation, biological process: small-subunit processome assembly; endonucleolytic cleavage in 5'-ETS of tricistronic rRNA transcript (SSU-rRNA, 5.8S rRNA, LSU-rRNA); endonucleolytic cleavage in ITS1 to separate SSU-rRNA from 5.8S rRNA and LSU-rRNA from tricistronic rRNA transcript (SSU-rRNA, 5.8S rRNA, LSU-rRNA). The coding region runs from base 134 to 1048 and encodes 304 amino acids.
GGCUAGACGGACGCUCUGUCACGUCAUCAAACUGCGACAGGAUCUCCACACGUGAGGCUUUUCCACUGGAGUUUAAAACGUUUGGAGUAAAUAUACAAAAGAUUUGAGUUUCGGUCAUUGACGGUACAGAAAGAUGGAGAAAAGAGACGAAGAAGAGCUGAAGAAGACUGAAACAGAUAGAGAAAAGGAGGAGGAGGAAGGUGAUGAAGAGGAGGAGGUGAAGGAGCCUGCAGCUCAGAUGGAGGAAGAGGAGGAGGGGGGAGAAGGAGCAACAGACAGGAACGAUGGUGAUGAUGAUGGUGAUGAAGAUGCAAAAAAGUCUUUAAAGAAGAAGCCCAAAUUGAAAGUGGGCGGAGCCAAAGACUCAAAGUGCAUCCCAGGCAUCAUCUACCUGGGCCACAUCCCUCCCAGGCUCCGCCCCAAACACCUGAGGAACCUGCUGUCGGUUUACGGAGAGAUCGGACGCAUCUUCCUCCAGCCUGAAGACCGGACGGUGAGGAUGAAGAAGAAGAAGUCCGGUCUGAGGAGGUGUGACUUCACCGAGGGGUGGGUGGAGUUUAGGGACAAGCGGGUGGCCAAGCGAGUGGCGGCGUCGCUCCACAACACGCCGAUGGGAACCAGGAAACGCCAGCGAUUCGCCUCCGACCUGUGGUGCAUCAAGUACCUGCACCGCUUCCAGUGGACCCACCUGAGCGAGCGUCUGGCCUACGAACACACGGUUCUGCAGCAGAGACUCCGAACCGAAGUGUCCCAGGCCAAGAGAGAAACCAACUUCUACCUGAACAACGUGGACAAAGGCGCCCACAUGGACAAGGACAGGAGGAAGAGGCAGCGAGACGGAGCCCAGGUGGACGAGAAGACGUGGGACUUCACUCAGCGUCGGACCGAGGAUGAGAUCCAGACCAUGAAGAAGAAGAAGAAGCAGCAGCAGGGACAGAGAGACUCCAUUACCCAGAAGCGCCUGGAUAAGGCCCGCCUCAUUGAGCAGAAGAGCCAAUCAAACGUCUCUCUCCUGGCUAAGAUUUUCAACUCCAAACAGUCAGAGUGAAAGCCAACUGGCUGAUGGUGUGAGGUUUCCAUGGGAACAGGAUGUUGACUGAGGUGCCGAGGACACGCCUUCACUCUGGACCAAUCACAGGCCAGUGUGGACAAAAGAGGCGGAGCCAUCAGG